Camellia sinensis is the source of this 900-nucleotide messenger RNA. Lineage: Eukaryota; Viridiplantae; Streptophyta; Magnoliopsida; Ericales; Theaceae. The record is from RefSeq and is a predicted model, not a curated record.
AUGGUAUCUGUCUUGGUUAAUGGUGCACCCACAGAGGAGUUUCAACCACACAAGGGAAGGCAAAGAGAUCAUCUUUCCCUAUUUUUGUUCAUUAUUGCAGCUGAAGCUCUCAACCUGUUACUGGUGAGGGCAAUAGAGAAGGGUUUGUUCAAAGGUGCCUCAAUUGGACCUAAUAAGUUGAGUAUCUCAUAUCUCCAAUUUGUAAAUGAUACUGUCAUAUUUUGUGAAGGUGAUGAGGAGGAAGUUCUGAACAUUAAAAGGGUGUUGAGGUGCUUUGAGGUGAUGUCUGGACUAAAGAUCAAUUAUCAUAAGAGUGUAGUUUGUGGAGUGGGUUUCCAUGACGACCAAACUAAGGUGUUUGGUCAGAGUUUGAACUGCCUAUCCAAAAAAUUGCCAUUUAAUUUCUUAGGUUUACCAUUAGGGGCCAAUCCUAGAAGGAUAUGCACAUGGCAUCCAGUAGUGGAUAAGGUGAGGAAGAAGUUGUCUUCUUGGAAGAGGAAGUUGUUGUCUGUUGUGGGGAGACUGACUUUGAUUAAAUCUGUCCUCUCUAAUCUGCCAAUCUAUUUUCUUUCAAUCUUUAGAAUGCUUAAAGAGGUAGUCAAGGCUUUAGUUAAUCUCCAAUCCACUUUUCUAUGGGGUAGGUCUGAAAAUAAGAAAAAAGUGCACUUGGUCCAUUUGAGGGAGGUUACCAAAAGCAAAAGUCAAGGAGGUUUGAGAGUGAGAGACUUAGGUGAGGUGAAUGAUUGCUUGUUACUAAAGUGGUGGUGGAGGCAUGCUAGUGAAGAUAAAGCUCUGUGGAAAUCUGUGGUGUGCUCAAGGUAUAGUAGAGCUGGUGGGGUUUGGGUUCCAUCAACAAUUCACUCAGAUGGGGUGUCCAUAGUAUGGCAGGAUAUUUUAUAG